This is a messenger RNA of Rhineura floridana, 736 nucleotides long. RefSeq names its product ribosomal protein L9 (gene RPL9). The record is from RefSeq and is a predicted model, not a curated record. Gene Ontology annotation, molecular function: rRNA binding; structural constituent of ribosome. The coding region runs from base 33 to 611 and encodes 192 amino acids. Gene Ontology annotation, biological process: cytoplasmic translation. Lineage: Eukaryota; Metazoa; Chordata; Lepidosauria; Squamata; Rhineuridae. The transcript is spliced from 8 exons. Gene Ontology annotation, cellular component: ribosome; cytosolic large ribosomal subunit.
UUUACUGCUUUCUGUUAACUCGAGGAUUUAAAAUGAAGACCAUUCUCAGCAACCAGACUGUCGACAUCCCUGAGAAAGUUGAUAUUGCUCUGAAGGGGCGGACAGUUAUUGUCAAGGGCCCCAGAGGAACCUUGCGAAGGGAUUUCAAUCAUAUCAACGUGGAACUGUCUCUCUUGGGAAAGAAACGCAAGAAGCUGCGUGUUGACAAAUGGUGGGGUAACAGAAAGGAGCUGGCAACAGUUCGCACAAUUUGCAGUCAUGUGCAAAACAUGAUCAAGGGUGUCACACUGGGCUUUCGUUACAAGAUGAGGUCUGUGUACGCUCACUUCCCCAUCAACGUGGUUAUGCAGGAGAAUGGCUCACUUGUGGAAAUCCGUAACUUUCUUGGAGAGAAGUAUAUCCGCCGGGUGCGCAUGAGGCCAGGGGUCAAUUGUGCAGUAUCUCAAGCCCAGAAGGAUGAGCUGAUCCUUGAAGGAAAUGACAUCGAAUUGGUAUCUAAUUCUGCUGCCUUGAUCCAGCAAGCCACCACAGUCAAGAACAAAGAUAUCAGAAAAUUCUUGGAUGGUAUCUACGUUUCUGAGAAGGGAACAGUACAACAAGCAGAUGAAUAAACCUCUUAAUAGAUCCUAAAAUGACAUCCUGGGUACACAACAAACCUUCAGUUCAAAUCAGGAAUUGGAUAUAGGACCUGAACAGUUUGAAAAUGUUUGAAGAAAAAUAAAACAAUAUAUUUCAA